AUGGCCUCGGGAAAAUCAACCGACAAGAGUCGGACCUAUAGCACCGCCACCGACUUCAACAUAACCGUCCUCAUUUCGGGCUCAGGGACCAACCUACAAGCUCUCAUCGACGCAUGUGGUCAGACGCCCAUGUCAAAGGACAAACCUGCCCCGCGACGAACGCUGCCCAACGGUCACAUCGCCCAUGUCAUCUCGAAUCGUCGCGAAGCAAGAGGCCUCGAGCGCGCUCAAAAUGCUCACAUUCCCGUCACAUAUCACAAUCUGUUAGCCUACAAGAAGAGAUUUCCAGAAACAGAAGCGGGCGUAGCCGCCGCUCGAGCCCACUAUGAUACAGAUCUGGCCCAGCAAAUCCUCACCCAUAUCCCAUGCCCUGACCUGGUGGUCUGCGCGGGUUUCAUGCACAUCCUGUCCUCCGAGUUUGUCAAUCAGCUGGCCAAAGCCGGCGUACCAAUCAUUAAUCUGCACCCAGCCUUGCCAGGAAAAUUCAAUGGCUCGGAUGCGAUAGGUCGUGCGUACAAAGCGUUCCAACGAGGAGAAAUCUCAAAUACCGGUGUGAUGGUUCACUACGUCAUCGAGGAGGUGGACAUGGGAAAACCUAUCUUGGUCCAAGAGGUCGAGAUCAGAGACGGUGACUCCCAAGAAGACCUGGAGGAGAGGAUACACCAGAGCGAGCAUAAACUUAUUGUGGAAGCAACAGGGAAAGUCCUGGAAGAUCUCGAAGAGCAGCGGAGAAGGGAAGCCUAA
Messenger RNA from Exophiala aquamarina CBS 119918, 744 nucleotides. RefSeq names its product phosphoribosylglycinamide formyltransferase. The transcript has a single exon. NCBI's taxonomy places the organism in Eukaryota, Fungi, Ascomycota, Eurotiomycetes, Chaetothyriales, Herpotrichiellaceae. Gene Ontology annotation, biological process: 'de novo' IMP biosynthetic process. The coding region runs from base 1 to 744 and encodes 247 amino acids. Gene Ontology annotation, cellular component: cytoplasm. The record is from RefSeq and is a predicted model, not a curated record. Gene Ontology annotation, molecular function: phosphoribosylglycinamide formyltransferase activity.